CCGUGUACUUCGGAUAGGUUUUUUGACUAAACCACAAGCUUAAAGCUCUCUCACUCCCUAACCUGCUCUCUCAUCUCUCUCUCUCUCUCUCUCUCUCUCUCUCUCUGAUCUGAGCCGAGCUGAACUAAGAAAAUGAGGUCUCAGAUUUGCAGAUCCGCUUCCAGAGCUGCGAGGUCCUUGCUCUCUACUCCCAAAGCCUCCUCCCGUUCCUACUCCGAAGGGCGAGCUGUAGCUACGGCUGCAGCAGUAGCGUUGGGUUCGAAGGCGCCUUUGUUUGCUUCAAGUUUUGGAAGAGCUGGUUCUGACAAUGCAUCUAGAGGAUGGAUUUCUGGAGCACUUGCCAUUCCUGCCGCAGCUUACAUUCUUGUUGACCAGGAGGUUCAUGCUGCAGAGUUGGAACGCACCUUCAUUGCUAUCAAGCCAGAUGGAGUUCAAAGAGGACUGAUUGCAGAAAUCAUAUCUCGAUUUGAGCGGAAAGGUUUUAAACUUGUAGGCAUUAAAGUGGUUGUUCCUACAAAGGAUUUUGCGCAAAAGCAUUAUCAUGAUCUGAAGGAGAGGCCAUUCUUUAGUGGCCUCUGUGAAUUCCUUAGUUCCGGCCCUGUUAUUGCAAUGGUCUGGGAAGGAGAGGGUGUGAUCAAGUAUGGUAGAAAACUUAUUGGAGCUACAGACCCCCAAAAAUCAGAACCUGGAACUAUCAGAGGCGAUCUAGCCGUUGUUGUCGGAAGAAACAUCAUCCACGGCAGCGAUGGUCCAGAGACUGCCAAGGACGAAAUCAACUUGUGGUUUACACCAAGUGAGUUGGUUAGUUACACCAGCAACCAAGAGAAGUGGAUCUAUGGAGUCAACUAAUCAAAGUUUUUGUUUUCCUUGAUUUUCCGGCAAUGUAGGUCGCCCACAUGAAGAGUGGUGUGAAAGUAGAGAUUAUUGUUAGAAUAAAAUUAAAUUCCAUUUGGGGUGAGUGAAAUCUUUUGCUAGUGUUUAUUACUCUACUCAAUAAAAUUCUUCACCGAUUUCUAAUAAUCUUUUACCUCAGUUUUGAUUCGUAACUGCGGAGAUGUGUAUUAUUUGAUUUACUGCUUCACUUUUGCCAAGUUGAUGCUGCUUAAGAUAUCACUCACCAAAUCUUUAGCCAAAAAGGUUCACGGCAAGUGCAGGGUGUUCGCAAUGGCCGCGAUAAAGGUUCACGGCAAGUGCAGAGUCAAUCCCAAGGAACACUUUCUCAACACGAAGGCUGUGAGCAAAACAUCGCCCAUGGCUCAGCCGCCAUCAGAAUCGCGGCUAAUUCCGUCAAUGGCAAUUGCACCAGAUCAGAAGAGCCAUUAAUAUUUUGCUUGACGGAAUCUAUUAAUUAAGCAUGAUAUGAGGAACAAUUUAUAUUUUGGUUAUAUUGGCAAGUAACACAUUAGCAGGAAAAAAAGAGAUUAGCCUGGGCCUAUUCAUAUGAUUGGAAUUUUCCUUCACUUCCUAGGAAAAAGCCAUAGGGUUUUUGGCAUAGUUGGAUAGUUUGAAACUAGGGUUUAAUCUCCUUCUUCAUCCCUACGCAAUCGUCUUCCAUUUCCCUUCAACCCAGCGAUUUCCUGCCUUUAAUAUCGUCUUCGAUCUGCCGCCUUCAACACUGUCUCCACUGCCUGUGAUGUCUCCCGGUUCCGGAAUUGAAGAGCAAGGAGGAAGCGAAGGCAAAAGAGAGUUGAGAAAAAAAAAAAAAAAGAAA
Malus domestica (apple) is the source of this 1711-nucleotide messenger RNA. Its product is annotated as nucleoside diphosphate kinase III, chloroplastic/mitochondrial-like. The record is from RefSeq and is a predicted model, not a curated record. Gene Ontology annotation, biological process: GTP biosynthetic process; CTP biosynthetic process; UTP biosynthetic process. Lineage: Eukaryota; Viridiplantae; Streptophyta; Magnoliopsida; Rosales; Rosaceae. Gene Ontology annotation, molecular function: nucleoside diphosphate kinase activity.